Molecule: messenger RNA, 2469 nt
Organism: Symbiodinium sp. CCMP2592
Lineage: Eukaryota; Dinophyceae; Suessiales; Symbiodiniaceae
Source: the annotation of a GenBank genome assembly
AUGCACCUUGUUCCUCAAAAAGCAGCCUUUGUCACUUCCUGCUCAGGGCUUCACUGCUCACACGACACGCAUCGCUACCACAGUGAUCUGGCCGUCAGAAAGGCACCACGAAAGCACCAUGGCUUUGCUGAGAUGUGGACUCUUUGGAAAUGUCGCCGCAGCUGGAGGAAGGCUCAUAGAGGCGCAGCCAAAGCUGCUCAUGCUGGACCUUCGAGCUGCCAGCGAUCGGCAUUGAUUUCAUUGGUUCUUGCGAACCUAGCUGUGUGCUUUGUCAGCUUUCGCUACCUGAAACAACUUCGGGAAGCUGAAGAAGCUUCGUACCAGGAGGCAGAACUGGACCUCUCCAAGCUUUAUGAAGUGCCCCCAGGAUAUGAGAAAAUAAAAGCAGAGCCACCGUUUGGUGGCCUUUCGGACGUUGCAUCGAAAGCGCCUGAGAAAAAUCUCAGAAAGGCUGAACCCAUUCCCGUCACGAGGACAGAGGCAGACACCACAACCUUGCCAUCGAAACCCGAACCGCCAAAACCUGCAGCUAUGCCAAAACCUCCAGCGACAUCUCCACAGAAACCCCCUCAGAAGCAGGCAACAGAACCACCGACUCUGCCACCACAUGAGCACCCAUUGCAGAUGACCUCCACAUGUCCCAUCUGUGGUGCAAGGAAGGAAAGCCCCCUGCUCACCACCAACCUUGACCUUGACAUUCGCUGCACCUGGAAAGAUGUUUCCAAGUCAUUCCUGUCCGAGACUGCUGACGACGGACAACCAAAAGCGUUGUCUGAUGCCAAAGAGAUUUGCAUCAAUAUCGGCACAUCCUGUGGCGGAGUUACCUGCGACAAGCCUGGCACCCACCUCGAAGAGGCAAAGCAGUGCACAGCGAGGUCGUCAACACAGCCAAAGUCGUCUCCCAGCGAAGAGGUGACGUUUGUGAAGAAUUGCACGUACGGUUCAACUUGCGACGAGGCACGACCUACAAGGUUCCCGGCCAAUCCUUUCAGCAAAGAUCUGAAGGGCGCCGGCAUCGUCAUCCUCGCGCACAACCGGGAAGGAGAUUUCAGGAGAUGUCUUGAAUCACUAUUUGCGAUACCAGAGGUGGCCUUGUUCACUGUGUAUAUUUCCCUGGAUGAUCCAGCAGCCUGGACAUCUAUGACAGCUGCUGCCAAGCAGGUCGCAGCUGGCAAAGGUAUCAACAUCGAGGUGUGGCAGAUCGGGCCGCGGGCAUUUGAUGCUACAACGGUUCUCAACGAGGAGACGGAGAAGUGGAUGAAGACGAACACUGGAAAGAUUGCCCACCACUACUGGACUGUGUUUGAGAAGUCCUUCAUGGAGAAAGCGCACGAGCACGUGAUCUUCGUUGAAGAAGACUUGCUUUUCUCCCCGGACUUCUUUGCGCUGUUCCGCAGUACAGCUGGUCUCUUGGAUGAGGACCCAAGUCUCUGGUGCAUCGGCGCUUGGAACGAUUUCGGCUUCAAGGGCACCGCACUCGAUGCCUGCAGCCUGCAGCGCACCUCCUAUUUUCCAGGCUUGGGCUUCAUGCUACUGCGGCGCGCAUGGCUGGAAGUCCGCAAGGCCUGGCCCAUCGCGCCGACCAUGGGUUGGGACUACUGGAUGCGGGUCGCCUUCCGAGCCGCCGGCAAAGAAUGCAUAGUUCCACAGGUGUCGAGAAGUCACCACGCAGCAGCCAAAGGCUCUUCUGUCUCGACAGCCAAGCAAAUUCGCUUGUUCGAGGCCAUGGCCUUUUCCGAUGUGCCUUCGACGUGCGAUGUUACCGAGCCCUGCGCACAAUUCGGUAAUGUGUCCUAUCUUGUUGCUGAGGACUACGAUGCUUGGCACCGACAGGCAGUUGCCAAAGCGCCUAGAUUGGACUUGAAGGAGCUAAAGGCACAAAGCGGAAAGCCGAUCAAGAAGCUGCCAAAAGUGCUUCAUGUGGUUCCGUAUGUGCACGAGGAGUUUCUGCAGUAUGCGGAGGCUGCGGGCUUGUCUCCCAGGAACACCAAGGGCUCGAUACCAGCGGACGUGCGCUCUGAGCACUAUGGCACCGUGGUUGGGCGCAUUGUCAGCCAGCAAGUCCCUUUGCUGAUGGUGGAUAAGAGGAGUCAGCUGGGGCUCUUGCGACCAGAGGAGCAGCUAAGGUUCAACUCGAACUUUGAGGUUGUUCCUGGCUCUCAGGGGAAGUCGUGCGUGGAGGUGUGCCAGUCAAGGAAUGCUAAGUGCGACAAGCAGCAGAUAUACUUCUUGAACGACUGCAACCUUCUCAAGAAGCACUUCCCCUGCGAGGCGGGUUGCGCCCACCAGGUCGGUAAGGAACUCCCGGUUUACGUGCCCGAUCCGGCCCAAUCCACAAAAGGGCAGUGCCUGAUCACCUUCAUUUCGCCAGCAACUUGCGAGGCGAAGCACAAGAGCACCUCCCGCCUCUGUCCGUGCAGUGUAGCAGUAGCAGCCAAAGCUGAUGCAGCGCGACCAGGCUACAAAUGA